CCCUUUGACGGUAUCUUCACCGUUUGUAUACAAGCUAAGUUUGCACGACUGACAGUGACAUGGUUUAUUCGGUGAAGUUAUGCGAUAUUAUACUGGUAUGUUGAUGAUAUUGUAUCUAAAGUUAGUUAUUUCAUUACACUCAUUCCUGGAUGGCAACCUGUACCAUUCUAACUUCAACCUGAACCAGUCUAACUUCAACCAGAUUCAGCCUAGCUUCAACGUGAACCAGUCUAGCUUAAUCCUGUACCAGUCUAGCUUCAACCUGUUCCUGUCUAGCCUUAAUGCAGUGUCCCAGAAAAACAACAAAUAAAUUAAGAAAGCGGUAUGCUAUGUACGUAUGGACUAAUGGGUUCGAUCCUGAUGUUACCGGUUGUGACCUUGCCAGCAAAUUCUUAGAAUGGGAUGAAAAAGGACCAUGUUUUACUCAUGUUUGGAACACGAAAGCCAAGCGGGACUGGUUGUGGGCUACUUGCAAUCGAGCAGGCCGAGAAGUAGAUACAAUAUUUGUGAGUGAUGUACGCAAUAAUCUGAAAGCGGCUUACGACACGGGGAAUUGUGAAACAACAGAAAUAGCUAUUGUGAAAGAGAUGCUCCGAGAAGGUCAUACACAGGUACCAAACUUGAAAAUAUAUGGACUGUACGCCGCCAGUGAUAUCGACGUUUCUGAAAAAGAUAUGGUCAAAUAUAUUGUAUAUUAUAAUGAUUUCUGUGCAGAAAGCUCAGUUGAACGAUUUGAUGGUGUUGCAGUAAAUAACGAAGCAUAUGCUGGCAUUAAGUGUGGUGAUCUGUCCGACAGACUUUUAUACCUUGAUAACCUACAAAAAAUAGUGACGGAGGCCCGGAAACAGGUCAACGGAAUAUUGCUGACUCAUUUUUCAGUAGGUUGGCACUGGGGUCAGUGCGACGGAAGCGCAAGUUUGAUGACGUGGAAUGGCACAACAAGUGACGUCAACCACCAUAUGAUUGAUAUAUUUGACAGCAUUGAUGUCCAGGUUGGAUAUAUCACCUACCCAGCUGUCUCAGAAAGAAUGAUAACUGCUGGAUACGAACAUGCACUGGCAUUGAAUAAACCAAUAUUCACUACACUGUACACAAACCCGGCAACGCCAUGUCAAACCACCUUCUUUCCGGAUGAUUCAUGUCAUGUACCAGGACAUAGUGAAUCCGAUAUGUUCAACAUUAUAGACGGGUUUUCCACCAACAAUAUUCCAUACGCACGUGCAUGCAUUCAUUACUUCCGUGGAGUCUAUUCAACUGGUGUCCAUCCUGACUGGCCAAUCCACAAUGGUUAAUGUGUCUGAUACAGAUACUAAACAAGAUGUUGGUAGAAGAUAAUAUGUAACGAUAAGAAACAUUAGAAGAUGCCAAUCACUGUAUAGACUUAUACUCAAACUUGUUCUUUGAAGACAGAAUGAUAUUCUUGGUGACACUGUACAGACCUAUUCAAUGUAUUAGCGUAUAAACAUAUGUUCUAAGUGGUUCAGUACUGUAGAAAGGCACAGACAAUGAUCCAGUUAGAAUAGACACGUUCCCAGAAUGCUGAGCCCUAAAAGAAAACCCCUAUUAUCGUAUGUUUUAAGUGCAAAGGAUAGACAUUUACACAAAAAAAAAACAUAUUUAAACAAAGUAAAAAAACAAAACAAGAACAUAACCAUGUGUUUUCUUUCUUAGGUCGCAUAUAAUUCAAAAUUAAGGCACUUCUUACAAAUAGUUCGUGUGACAAGCUAAGGUGAACAUAGAUGAUAGGAUAUUGCUGAACACACCUACGCAGCGCGGCUGUCUGCAUCCGUCACAUGACUACCACAGGGUCAAGUGCGUGACUUUUUCCACAAUACUGAUAUCUAUCACAUUGUUGUUUACACACAUCGUAUACUAAAUCUAUAUUUAAUCAUUAUUAAUAUGAUCAUAACAGGACAUAUUUGCUGAUGUGCUAAGUGAUAAAUAUCUGACACUGGUUUUCAUUUAAUAAAAUCAAUGAUUUUUU
Messenger RNA from Mercenaria mercenaria, 1984 nucleotides. RefSeq lists its product as uncharacterized. The coding region runs from base 282 to 1292 and encodes 336 amino acids. The record is from RefSeq and is a predicted model, not a curated record. NCBI's taxonomy places the organism in Eukaryota, Metazoa, Mollusca, Bivalvia, Venerida, Veneridae. The transcript is spliced from 8 exons.